AGAGAACUGCACUCAGGUUUGUACUCGUAGUUUGGAAUUGCUCAAUUAUGAUGACAACGAUUGGUGCUAAGCUAUGACAUUGAACAUACAGGACACGAAACCGACGAGGUCGUUUAAAGAUACACAUACCAUUUAAUACCAAUAUUACCGCAAAUCAAGCCCGUGUAUCGCUGUCGGUGGAAUUUUAGGAUACAUUUAAUUGCUAGUCGACAUUGUUGCUUAUCUGCGUCGAUUGCUCGCUAGAUCGGCUACAAUGUAUCUACUGUGGUAGCUUGUCGGCUAUUACCCUAGCGGCUUUUAUACAGGGAACUAGGCUACCCUAGAUGCAGAACAGACAAGAGACGUCAUCAGUAUUUGCUUUAAAUGGUCGCGUCGGAGUUGGUCAUUGGAGAAAAAAAAAAAAAUCAAGAUAUUCGUAGGAAAUAGGCCUAGAAGACACUGUGAUAAGAAGAACCAAGUUAAGGAGGAAACAUCAGCUUUACCCCAGGAUUCAUAAAUGGACGACUACGGCUUCGGAGUCCUGGUGAAGAAUAACUGCAGUGGCAACAAAUCUGCUUUCCCUGUGAGGAUCCCUCCUCACCUCCAACCCCAACCCUCCCACCUCAAUCAUCCCGCCAACCCCCCCAGCCCCCCUUCAUUCAUCAAUAGCACCUCGGCCACCAAUGGAGGAGGUAGCGCCUGGCUGUUCCCCUCCGUAACACCCCACAGUAACAUGCAGGAUGAGAUCCUUGACUCCGACAAGGCCAAAGCCCUGGACCUGCAGGAAAAGGCCCAGCCGCAGGCCCUCUCCCCUGGGCAGCAAGAGGCCGGAGGUGGCCUAGGGGAGCUAGAUGGGUCUCUACCUGAGGACUGCUCCAUGGAGAAGGGCUCAUUGGAGAGCAGCGGUGGGAAGGAGAAGCUUAGGGGUGGGAUGGACUCCCCUCCGGUGCUGGGGGGGUUUGACUACCAGGACAGCCUGGGGAUGGCGACGUCUGGAGCCCAGUCCACCACCACUACCUCCUCCCUGACCUCCUUCAACAACUGGUCCCCGACCGUACCCUCCAACCCCUCCCCCGUGGUCAGUGAGGACGUUGGGAGCGGGUUCUUUGGCCCGGCCGGUUCCAAUGCUAACGGACCCCCAAUGCUUUUCCAGAACUUCUCCCAUCACGCCGGGCCCGGCUUUGGAGGGGUGGGGGGUAGCUACUCCCCCCAGAUUGGCCCUGUCUCCCAGCACCACCCUUCUCCACACCCCCACCACUACCACCCCCACAACCAGGGGGUCCCCCCGCAGCACCGCCGUUCCCCAGCCUCCCCCCACCCUCCCCAGCCCUCCUUCCCCCCUCACCCCCACCGCUCUGGAGCUUUCACCCAGCUGCCCCACCUGGCCCCGGCCCAGUCAAAGCCCCCCUCCCCUUGGGGCAGCUACCAGAGCCCUGCCCCCUCCACCCCCACUUCCACAUCCUGGAGCCCUGGAGUGGGGUACGGUGGCUGGGGAGGGUCACAGGCGGUCCGAGAGUACCGCAGGGGCCUCAACGGAGGGGUGACGGCCCUCAACUCCAUCUCACCACUAAAGAAGUCUUUCCCCAACAACCAGGUUCCCUCUCAGAAGUAUCUUCGUAACAACUCAGGGUUCAACCACAAGGCUUGGAUGGAAGACAGCAUGAGUCGCACUGACAACUUCCCUUUCCAGCAGGAGAGAACCCGUUCCUUUGAUGGCUUCAGCAUGCACUCCCUGGAGAACAGUCUGAUUGAUAUUAUGAGGGCUGAACAGGAUUCCUUGAAAGGUCGCUAUGGUUUCUCUCACCAGGGCGGAGACGUGUCUUUGCCCAUGAAUGCUAGGAGCUAUGGCAGACGACGAGGUCACUCUAACCUGUUCCCCAUGGGGGACGAGCACUCCUUCGGAGAGGACGAGUCAGGUGACCAGGGACUUCCUGGUUUAGGAUCCGCCCACUGUUUCCCGCAGCUCAAUGGAGAGCGAGUGGAGAGGUAUUCACGCAAGGUGUUUGUGGGAGGACUGCCCCCCGAUAUAGACGAAGAUGAGAUCACUGCCAGUUUCCGCCGGUUCGGUCACCUGUUUGUCGAUUGGCCCCACAAGGCUGAGAGCAAGUCCUAUUUCCCACCCAAAGGUUAUGCAUUCUUGCUGUUCCAAGACGAGACCUCUGUCCAGGAUCUGAUUGAUGCCUGUAUUGAGGAGGAUGGCAAGCUCUACCUCUGUGUCUCCAGCCCCACCAUCAAGGACAAGCCUGUCCAGAUCCGUCCCUGGAACCUGAACGACAGUGACUUUGUGAUGGACGGCUCUCAGCCUCUGGACCCCAGGAAGACCAUCUUUGUAGGGGGGGUGCCACGUCCUCUACGCGCAGUGGAGCUGGCCAUGAUAAUGGAUCGUCUGUAUGGAGGAGUGUGUUACGCUGGCAUCGACACAGACCCUGAGCUGAAGUACCCUAAAGGAGCGGGCCGUGUGGCAUUCUCCAAUCAGCAGAGUUACAUCGCUGCUAUCAGCGCUCGAUUCGUUCAGUUGCAGCACGGCGAGAUGGACAAACGGGUGGAAGUGAAGCCAUACGUGCUGGAUGAUCAGCUGUGUGAUGAGUGCCAGGGGACACGCUGUGGGGGAAAGUUCGCUCCCUUCUUCUGCGCUAACGUCACCUGUCUCCAGUACUACUGUGAGUACUGCUGGGCAGCCAUACACUCCCGGGCCGGACGAGAGUUCCACAAGCCACUGGUCAAGGAGGGGGGAGACCGGCCUCGACACAUAUCCUUCAGGUGGAACUAGGGAGGGUGACGGGCUAUGUUGUAGAAAAUAAAUGCACUUUUCUUUUUUCUGGUUCCUAUUUAGUUUGGAAAAUUAAUUUAAAAGCUUAAUUUAAUCUUUAUUUUUUUAAUCGGACCUUCUCAGAACAGUAAAUGCUAAGAAGAAGGACAACUAAGUGAAAGAAAUCCCGUUUUGAAUUUAAGUUAAGGUGUGCAUGAGUACUUGGAUGCAUUAUUAGAUAUGAGAAGAAAUGUUUCUUCUGACUUGACUGUACUUUCUUUUCUCGCAUUAGCUGGCGAAGCUGCUUACAUUUGUUGUCAAGAGUAACAUAUAACAUUUGAGUGAGGUAUGUGCUGCACCUCAAUCAGUAUAUUAACUAGAACAGUUGUGUGUUAGAAGGGUACACUUAUUUUUGUUAAUUUACGCA
Messenger RNA from Salmo salar (Atlantic salmon), 3155 nucleotides. RefSeq names its product cytoplasmic polyadenylation element-binding protein 4. Gene Ontology annotation, molecular function: ribosome binding; mRNA regulatory element binding translation repressor activity; translation factor activity, RNA binding. Gene Ontology annotation, biological process: negative regulation of cytoplasmic translation. Gene Ontology annotation, cellular component: neuron projection; nucleus; cytoplasm. The record is from RefSeq and is a predicted model, not a curated record. NCBI's taxonomy places the organism in Eukaryota, Metazoa, Chordata, Actinopteri, Salmoniformes, Salmonidae.